AUGAUGUUUGGUCAUGAUGAGGAGCAGCCAAGGAGGUCUGAGCAUGCAGCACCUGAUCAAAGCCGAGACAUCAUUGCUUCUGUUCAGUGCAUCUUGGACAGAGAAAAUUUUGUGAGGGAGGUGGACAGAUAUUUGAGGCACAGUGAUUUCCUUAAUCUGAGAAAGAAAGAGCUUCUCUACAAAAAAUAUCUUGAGGAUGUUUCAGAGCCAUUUUUGCAGAAAAUGAAGGACCGAAUGGACAGCAAGUCAGAGGAAGAAGUGCAGAAAAGGAGACAAGAACAAUUAUCUCAAUAUUUAAACUACUGUACAAAGAAGGGCUACGUGUUUUUGGACGAUUAUGACCCAUCAGAGUACGAUCCAUUCUUCCAGAAGAGGGGCAUAGACUGCUGGAAGGAUGAAAGUCAUCAACUAGCAUAAUGACAGAGUGAGCCAAUGAUGUCACCUGUCCUCCAGCUGACCACAGCAGCAAGCACAGCCAUCAAAGGUACCCUUUACAAAACAGGUUACAUGCACUGCCAAAGCAAGUGAGAAGAGGCCGGGUCUUUGGGCAAACUGCAAUAAACUUACUGUCUUAAACUUGUAGUUCUGAGAUGUUGCUACCCAGCAGGCAAAGAAAUGUCUGAGAUGCUGCUCCUCCUCUUGCCAGAUCCAAUUCAAUGCUCUACAGGCCAAAACCUGUUAUUUUAGGAGGUUUAACUUGGGCUGAGCUCAAUAAAGACAGCGCUGGUGUUCUCUCCUGGAGAUAGUGUCCAAGCAGUAAAUCAAACUUUUAACAUACAUCAUAGGUGUUUUGAGAAGGUAGGAAGAGGAGAUGGGAAGUGGUGCAUGAAACAUCUGGUGCUUUUUGGAGAGUUAGUGCUGAGCAGCAGCUGCUGCCAGUGCCCUCAAACCUGUCCCUCUCCUGUGCCAGUGCAGUCCCACCUCCCUGCUGGUGUGGCUGCUCAGCAGCUCUGGGCUCAAAGCCUGGAAACUGAAUUUUCUCUGUUCUCCAAACUCCCAUUGUACAGACACAAUCUCUCAAGAGAUGCCAAGAAUUGAGUUUUAUUUAGGAUUAGAAAUACUGAACCACAGAAAACUGUUAAAUGGAACAGAGUUUGACUCAGUAACAGGAGGGUGUACAGAUGGUGACUGGUGGGAAACUGCCAGACUUCAGGAGGAAUUUCUGCACCCGUGGAAAACAAGGGCACGGGCUGCUCAGAACUGCAUGCAGUGCUUCUGCAACAAAGCACUUUAAAGGAGGCAGUAAAUAGUUACAAGGUAUCAAAUAUUUAUAAACAAACUUCCUUUUCUUUUUUAAACCUUCCUGAUUUGGUGCCAAGAGAAAGUUUUUGCUUUCAACCACUUCAUUUUACAAUUUUAUAUUGGGGUGAAGUUCCCCAGAGCAAAUCCUUUAAACUUGUAAUAAACUUUCCUUG
This is a messenger RNA of Oenanthe melanoleuca, 1415 nucleotides long. RefSeq names its product family with sequence similarity 228 member B (gene FAM228B). The record is from RefSeq and is a predicted model, not a curated record. The transcript is spliced from 5 exons. The coding region runs from base 1 to 417 and encodes 138 amino acids. Lineage: Eukaryota; Metazoa; Chordata; Aves; Passeriformes; Muscicapidae.